Molecule: messenger RNA, 1389 nt
Organism: Mesorhabditis spiculigera
Lineage: Eukaryota; Metazoa; Nematoda; Chromadorea; Rhabditida; Rhabditidae
Source: the annotation of a GenBank genome assembly
AUGGGCCUCGUCCAGGUCGAGCAAGCCACCUGCGCCAGCUUGACGAGCCAUUUUGGGACGAAUUACAGUGAUGGUUGCGGCGUCGACUUCGACCGAUCCCUCUGCUGGCAACCGGCCAAAUAUGGCGAGGUUGCCGAGCGAAGUUGCCCCUUCACCUAUUGCCCCGAGGUGCCCGGAUGCGCGGAGUUGGCCAAAAGCCUCGUUCUACGAACAUGCCUCACGACCGGUUGGAAUAAGACGGACUACGGGCAAUGUAUUAAUAUUAUCAAGGACCACCGAGAAUGUAUAGUCGGCUUUUGUAACCGGUGUCCUGACACGAUGCGUGACAUCGUUAUCGCCGUCUCCCUGACGUUAUCCGUCAUUUCGGUGGUCCUUCUGCUCGCCGCAAUUAUUUUAUUCUCCAUCUUCGACUCGAUCCAGUGCAGAAGAUUAUCAAUCCACAAAAACCUCGCGGUGGCCUUCGUUUUUCGAUUCAUCUUCCUCGGAAUUUGGACGGUCACCCAGAAUUCGGCAGCGUUCAACGACUGCAAUCUGUAUUCCGGAUAUAUGCACCAUUUGGAAUGGCUCUGCAAAUCUAUACUUUGGUGCGUCAUCUACUUCCAAGUCGCGUCAGUGAUGUGGAUGCUGAUCGAGGGGGCAUAUCUCUACUCUCGUUUUACCGUAUUCGCCAUGCGACACAGCGACGCACCAUACGCGAUCUACAUGUUUUGUGGUUGGGGCGUCCCCGCAAUCGUCGUGAUGGCCUGGACGAUCAUCCACCACUUCAAAAUGCAAAAUGUAGCCGAUGGAUUUUGCUGGUUACCAUAUGCCCAAGGACCGCAUUUGUGGAUCUUGGCUGGGACGAUGGGCCUGGCAUUGAUUCUCAAUCUCGUCUUCCUGCUCCUAAUCGUCGCCAUCUUGGUUCAAAAACUGAGGACAGAAAACACGGCUGAAUCCAAAAAGAUUUGGAGAACGAUCAAAGCGACGCUGCUGCUCGUGCCGUUGUUAGGAAUCUCAAACAUUCCUCUUUUCUACGAGCCCGAAAAUCGGACAGCGUUUUACAUGCUCGGAUCUGCGAUACUUCAGCACUCACAGGGUAUCUUCAUCGCCGUCCUCUACUGUUUCCUCAACUCCGAGGUGCAGAACGCGAUCAAGCGGCACACCAAGUUCAGCAAGCUCCCAAUCGCCAACUAUUUUGUGGGUCGUCGGCAACGCUUUGAAACUGAGCGAACAUAUGUUCCACCUGACAACCAGUCCACGGCCACAAACCACAAGCUAGGCGUUCCUAUGGCGGAAUUGAACGGGACGGCGGCGGAUAAGUCGCCCAGCAAAGAUUCGAUGUCGAAUGGGACGAGCGCAAAGUUGGAACCGAUCCGGGAAAAGGAUGACGCGGGCAGUCAGGAGUUUAGC